This is a messenger RNA of Erythranthe guttata (spotted monkey flower), 2269 nucleotides long. RefSeq names its product Pentatricopeptide repeat (PPR) superfamily protein. Gene Ontology annotation, biological process: RNA modification. Lineage: Eukaryota; Viridiplantae; Streptophyta; Magnoliopsida; Lamiales; Phrymaceae. The record is from RefSeq and is a predicted model, not a curated record. Gene Ontology annotation, molecular function: zinc ion binding; protein binding; RNA binding.
AUUCAUGCUCAGUCUCGCCGGUAAAGCCAAGCUGAACAUCAGAUUGUAUGUAAAACACAAUGAAGCCGAAACCAUUACAUCUUCGAAGAUUAUUCAGAUCGCUUUCUCUCCGCCGUUGUCGGCUUUCUUCUCCGUUUUCUUCUCAAACACAUGUAACCCAACCAACCAAGCCUCAGAAACCUUUCUUCAGGUCACCGGAAAAUAAUGAAUCCGUCGAUCACUUCUGCCAACAGAAACGCUUGAAAGACGCCGUCCAGUCACUCGAAAAGCAAGUUCACCGGCCAUCUGCGUCUUUAUACGCGGCAGUUCUUCAGCUCUGUAUUGAAAAGAGAGCUCUGGAUGAGGGCAAAAGAGUCCAUUCCCACAUCAAAGGAUCGGGUUUUGCGCCCGGGGUUUUCAUUUCGAACAAGAUUCUCGAUUUGUACUGCAAAUGCGAGAGUAUUUCCGAUGCCCGGAAACUGUUCGAUGAAAUGGGUGACAGGGACGUAUGUUCUUGGAACACUUUGAUAUCUGGGUACGCAAAAAUGGGCCGAGUUUCGGAAGCGAGGAAGCUGUUCGACGAAAUGCCUAAAAGAGAUAACUUUUCCUGGACAGCCAUGAUUUCGGGUUACGUUAAGCACAAAAGCCCAGCAGAUGCGUUGGAAUUAUACAGACUAAUGCAGAGAAAUUCGAAUUUUGCGUGCAACAAAUUCACCAUUUCUAGCGCCCUGGCAGCUUCGGCUGCUAUUCAGUCUUUGCGUUUGGGGAAGGAGAUUCACGCACAUAUAACACGAAUGGGGCUGGAUUCUGAUGCCGUAGUUUGGAGUGCUUUAUUAGAUGUGUACGGAAAGUGUGGGAGCUUGAACGAGGCAAAGUACAUCUUCGACAGAACAGUGGGUAACGACAUUGUUUCUUGGACAACAAUGAUCGAUCGGUAUUUCGGAGAUGGGAAAUGGGAAGAAGGGCUCUCUUUAUUUUCCGAUUUCUUAAGCUCAGGCAUUAAGCCUAACGAGUUUACAUUCGCUGGGGUGUUAAAUGCAUGUGCUCAUCAAACCGCAGAGGAGUUAGGCAGACAAGUACAUGGACUAAUGAUGCGAAUCGGAUUCGAUCCAUCUUCGUUUGCCGCUAGUGCACUCGUUCACAUGUACACUAAAUGCGGCAGUGUCGAGAGAGCAAAUAGAGUUUUCAAUUGGCUGCCAAAACCCGAUUUAGUUUCGUACACUUCUUUGAUCAAUGGAUAUGCCCAAAACGGUCAACCCCACGAAGCUCUCAAGCUGUUUGACUCAUUAGUUAAAUCCGGUAAUAAGCUCGAUCAUGUUACUUUUGUUGGGGUUUUGUCGGCUUGCACUCAUGCUGGUUUAGUCGAUAAAGGGCUCGAAUAUUUUUAUUCAAUAACGGAGAAACAUGGAUUGAGCCACACUUCUGAUCACUAUGCUUGUGUGGUUGAUCUUUUGAGCCGUUCAGGUAGAUUUAAAGAAGCCGAAGAUAUUAUUAAAAAAAUGCCAAUGAAACCCGAUAAGUUUUUGUGGGCUUCUUUACUCGGUGGUUGCAGAAUUCAUGGAAAUUACGAACUUGCCGAGCGAGCAGCCGAAGCUUUAUUCCAAAUUGAGCCGGAGAAUGCUGCUACGUAUGUCACACUUGCUAAUAUAUACGCCACUGCGGGUAAAUGGGGUGAGGUGGCAAAUGUAAGGAAAUUAAUGGACGAAAAGGGAGUGGUGAAGAAACCCGGUAUGAGUUGGAUUAAUAUCAAGAAGAAGGUGCACGUUUUCUUGGUUGGAGAUCAAUCCCAUUUAAAAUCGAGAGAAAUAUUCGAUUUUUUAGGGGAGGUUUCGAAGAGAAUGAAGGAAGAAGGGUAUGUGCCUCACACGGACUACGUACUGCACGAUGUUGAAGAGGAGCAGAAGGAGCAGAACUUGUUUUAUCACAGCGAAAAACUUGCGGUGGCGUUUGGUGUAAUUAGUACUCCCGAGGGGAGUUCGAUUAAGGUUUUCAAGAACUUGAGGACUUGCGUGGACUGUCAUUCGGCGAUUAAGUUUAUUUCGAGUAUUGUUGAGAGGAAGAUUAUUAUACGGGAUUCGAGUAGGUUCCAUUGUUUCGAGUCUGGAAAAUGCUCGUGCGGUGAUUAUUGGUGAUUUUACGGUAUCGAUUGAAAAAGCUCGUCGGCUACAAAUAGUAUUGUCCGAAUGAAGCAAGAUUGGCAAGGCUGAGUCUGUAAUCUUUGACAAUUCUUGAUUUGCUGAAACCAUAAAAAUGCAGUUUGGAUUAUUUUAUUUUAUUUUUUCCUUUUUUU